Molecule: messenger RNA, 1982 nt
Organism: Drosophila pseudoobscura
Lineage: Eukaryota; Metazoa; Arthropoda; Insecta; Diptera; Drosophilidae
Gene: ninaG
Product: neither inactivation nor afterpotential protein G
Exons: 5
Coding region: 123-1916 (597 amino acids)
Molecular function (GO): flavin adenine dinucleotide binding; oxidoreductase activity, acting on CH-OH group of donors
Source: RefSeq, a predicted model, not a curated record
UGGCCGCCAAUCCCAUUCCCCAAAGUAAACUCGCGGUAAUUGGAUUAGACCAAACGCUGAUGUCAGUCCGUUGUUCCCUCGCCUGAACUAGUUGAAUUUCAUCAUCCACAGAGAACAACAGCAUGGGACAGCAUUUCCAAAAGAUCUUGGUAGUUGCAGGCAUCCUGAUAGGCUUGCUGUCUGGAUUAGCCAUGCUGGUCGGCAGCUUGCUAAAGGAGUCGAUACCGAACGUUUUGGCGCCAGCGGAACGACAGUUUGCGUUUGACUAUGUGAUAGUUGGGGCUGGAACUGGGGGCAGCACGCUUACCUCGUUGCUGGCCAAGCACAGCAACGGCAGCGUUCUUCUCAUUGAAGCCGGGAGUGUCUUUGGACUGCUCAGCCGGAUUCCGCUGCUAACCACCUUCCAGCAGAAGGGCAUCAACGACUGGUCGUUCCUCUCCGUGCCCCAGAUACACUCUUCCCGAGGUCUUAUCGAACAGCGACAGUGCCUGCCACGAGGCAAGGGACUCGGAGGAUCUGCCAAUCUGAACUACAUGCUUCACUUCGACGGGCACGGGCCGGACUUUGACGCCUGGCACCAGCUUCACAACCUAAGCGAAUGGAGCUGGGCGCACAUGGGUCGCUUCAUGGCCGCCGCCACAGCCAAGCCCUGCGACAUGUUUGAAAUACCUCGUGGCUACUCGACGCUUACGGACGCUCUGGAAGAUGCGCAGAGCCAGUUUGCGGACAAGCCUUGGGUGUUUCGUCGCUCGCGUUACAACAUCAAGAACGGACUUCGCCACUCGGUGGUGCAGCAGUUUCUUCAGCCCGUGCUGAAGAAUGCUAAUCUCCGCCUGCUUCCCGAGGCGCUGGUCAAACGGAUACAGCUUUCGUCCGGCCCCACUCGUCACGCCAGCUCCGUUCUGGUGGGCUUGAAGGAUGGCGAAAACAAGGAAGUCGAAUUCAGCAUCGAGGUGCGACGCGAGCUGAUCCUUUGCGCCGGCUCCUACCAGACCCCACAACUCCUGCAGGCCUCUGGAAUUGGAAACAGCUCAACGCUGGCCAAACUAGGGAUUCCUGUGCUGCACAACUCCCCUCUGCUGGGCCGGAAUCUCCACGACCACUUCAAUGUGCCUCUCUUUGUCUCGAUGGGUGUGGCCGGGCCAAGCCUCAACCAGCGCACGCUCCUCAGUCCAAUGAGUAUGCUCAACUACCUACGCUCGGGAACGGGACCGUUCGGGAACUUUGGAGUGCUGGGACACGUGGCCAGCCAUGAGGAGCAAUCGCCCUUUGGCAUCACCUUCUUUGGGGCUGGGGCCAUAGACGAAGCUGCGCUCAUGUCCAUUUCCAAUUUCAAGGUAGCCGCCUUUCGGGCGCUCUUUCCACGGUACUACAACGCCUCGCAGGAGGGAUUCGUGGUGAUUUCCAACUGCCUGCAGCCAAAGUCCAGGGGCUCGGUGGGACUCCUCAACAGACACAUGCGCAGGAAUCCCUUGAUCGAUCCAAACUACCUUAGCCACGACGAUGAUGUGGCCUGCACCAUUGCGGGAAUACGAACUGCUGUAAAGUUGGUCACCUCAUCCUCCUUUGCUCAGCUCCGGCCUUACAUACACUGGCCAAAGCUGCAGGAGUGCACUAACUUUGGACCUUUUGAGAGGGAUUUCCUCGAGCACCAGCCCUCGGAUCAGUAUCUAGAGUGUCUUAUGCGUCACAUUGGAUUGGGGUCCCAUCAUCCAGGUGGCAGUUGUGCCCUGGGCAGUGUGGUGGACUCACAACUCAGAUUACUGGGCGUGCCCAAUAUUCGAGUGGUGGAUGCCAGCGUGCUGCCUCGUCCUAUUUCGGGGAAUCCCAAUACAGUCAUCUCUGCCAUUGCGAUGCGUGCAGCCUCCUGGAUACUGAAGAGCGAGCUGCUGCAAGAGGGCCGCCGACGCCAAUGAUCGGAAGAGUAAUGUCUGCUGAAAGUAAUCAAAUCAAUUCAAAGAGUAUUAAAGUUAUCAAACGAU